This is a messenger RNA of Cicer arietinum (chickpea), 1474 nucleotides long. RefSeq names its product putative 12-oxophytodienoate reductase 11. Lineage: Eukaryota; Viridiplantae; Streptophyta; Magnoliopsida; Fabales; Fabaceae. The record is from RefSeq and is a predicted model, not a curated record. Gene Ontology annotation, molecular function: oxidoreductase activity; FMN binding.
GCAAAAUGACUUUUCACACCUGCCUUAUUACUUUGUCAAUUAAAUUACCAAAUACUAUAAAUAUAGACACACCUAAUCAACCUCCUUCAAAUUCAAUUUCAUAUAUUUGCAUUUCAAAUUUCACGAUUAUUAUCAUGGGAAUCAAUACUGCUAAUACCGUCCCUCUUCUUACACCUUACAACAUGGGCAAAUUCAAUCUCGAUCAUAGAGUUGUUUUGGCACCGCUUACUAGAAUGAGAUCUUACAACAAUGUUCCUCAACAAAUCGCUGUUGAGUAUUACGCUCAGAGAGCUUCUAAAGGAGGUCUUCUCAUAGCAGAAGCUACUGGUGUUUCUGAUACUGCUCAAGGAUAUCCAAACACUCCUGGUAUUUGGACUCAAGAGCAAGUUCAGGCAUGGAAACCUAUUGUAGAUGCUGUUCAUGCCAAAGGCAGUGUGUUUUUCUGUCAAAUUUGGCAUGUUGGAAGGGUUUCAUCUCCAGCUUUUCAGCCGAAUGGCCAAGCACCAAUAUCUUCUACAGACAAGCCACUCACAUCAAGCAAAGAUUCAGAAAAAGUCACGCCGCCAAGACGGCUAAGGACAGAUGAAAUUCCACAGAUUGUCAAUGAUUUCAGACUUGCUGCAAGAAAUGCUAUUGAAGCUGGUUUUGAUGGGGUUGAAAUCCAUGGAGCUCAUGGCUACCUACUUGACCAAUUCAUGAAAGAUAAAGUGAAUGACAGAACAGAUGAAUAUGGAGGAUCCAUUGAGAACCGUUGUCGAUUUGCUUUGGAAGUUGUUGAAGCAGUUGUAAAUGAGAUAGGAGCAGAAAGAGUUGGAAUUAGAUUAUCACCUUUUGCAGAAUAUGCAGAAAGUCGUGACUCUAAUCCAAAUGCAUUGGGACUUUAUAUUGUUAAUGCCCUCAAUAAAUACAAUAUUCUUUACUGUCACAUGGUGGAACCAAGAAUAAAAUCUGCCGAUGAAGUAAUUGAAACCCCUCACAGCUUAGUGCCAAUGAGAAAGGCUUUCAAUGGAACUUUCAUGGUUGCAGGAGGUUAUGACAGACAAGAUGGGAUCAAUGCUAUAGCUGAAGACAGAGCAGAUCUUGUUGUUUAUGGUCGUUUAUUCUUAGCUAAUCCAGAUUUGCCAAAGAGAUUUGCACUUGAUGCUCCUCUCAACAAGUAUAACAGAGAAACAUUCUACAUUUCUGAUCCAGUUGUUGGUUAUACUGACUACCCAUUUCUUGAAUGAAGAAAACAAUGUUGUAGCAUCUAAGGAUGGAAGUGGAACCUCCAUAUUAAAUAAGCUUUAUUUUUUUCCAUUUGCACAUUGGUUUUUUAGGGAAGUUGGUCUCUGAAAUAAGAAUUUUGAUGGUUAUAUUUUUUAUUGAUUCUUCUCUGUUAGAAUUAACAGUGUGUAAAACUAUUAUGUACCUGAUUUUGUAAUACCAUAUAUAUGAGCUUUGUGAUUUAAUAAGAGGAUUAUUUUAGUACCUAAAA